AUGGCGGGUGAUGAGGUGGUCAAGACGGAUCUUUUGAUCGUCGGGGCCGGCCCGGCCGGGGCCUCGCUUGCCUGUUUUCUCGCUGCUCAUGGCAGGAAGGGGAUAAUCAUAGCUGCGGCGCCGGGAACGGCUGAGACUCCACGUGCUCACAUCACCAACAUGGCCGGGAUGGAAUGUCUGCGGGACAUCGGCCUAGAGCAGGCCUGUCUUGAUGUCGCCACCCCUAGCCACCACAUGGCCCAUACCCGAUGGUGCCGUAGCAUGGCUGGCGAAGAGUUCGCGCGGGUGUACUCGUGGGGUCACGACCCAAAGCACAAAGGUGACUACGAGGCGGCUAGUCCUUGCAACCACGUCGACCUACCGCAGACCCUCCUCGAGCCUAUCCUCACGAGGAGGGCGGUCCACAAGGGCUGGUCGCUUCGGUUCAACACCAGGUUUCUCCGUUUCACCCGGCCGACUCCAGAAACGGUAAUCUCCGAGGUCCUCGACCUAAUCACCCAGAAGACGUACAAGAUUGAGUCUCGGUACCUCUUCGGCUGCGAUGGUGCUAGGAGCCAAGUCGUACGCGAGCUCGGCAUCCCCCUCAUCAAGAAGCCCGGGCAGGGGCUGGCAUUGAAUGUGCUCGUGCGGGCGGACCUGUCGCAUCUCAUUGCGAACCGCAUCGGAAACCUACACUGGGUCUUCCGUCCCGAGGAGACCACCGCGCCCCCUUGGGGAUGGGCCGCCAUUGUACGCAUGGUGCGACCGUGGGACGAGUGGAUGUUCAUCUUUCUUCCAGCGCCGGGCUCUGACCUUACUGCCGAAGCGAUGGACGCCAGCGACGAAGAGUAUAUGGCUAGGGUGAGGGAGUGUAUCGGCGAUGACUCCGUCAAGGCCGAACUGCUCCACGUCGGAAAGUGGUGGAUCAACGAGACCGUGGCCGAGUACUACUCGGAUGGUAACAUUUUCUGCCUCGGUGAUGCCACACAUCGACACCCCCCCUUCAACGGUCUCGGCUCCAACACGUGCAUCCAAGAUGCGUUCAACCUCGCGUGGAAGAUUGACUACGUCAUGUCUGGCAAGGCGGGGCCCAAGCUGCUCGAGUCGUUCAGCAAGGAGCGCCAGCCGGUCGGCGUCGACAUCAUCACGCGCGCAAACCAGGGGCUCCGGGACCACAUCCACUGGCAGAGGACGCUCGGCAUGCUCGAGCCGGACCUGAACAAGCGGCUCGAGAUCCUGGCCGAGCUGGACGACCCGGGCGAGAAGGGCCGCAAGCGCCGGCAGGAGUUCCAGGCGGCCAUCGAGACCACGACGACCGAGUUCCACGGCCUGGGCAUCGAGAUGAACCAGCACUACGUCUCGGACGCCGUGUACCUGGCUGACGAGGCCGGCCCGCCGCCGGCGCUGCCCGAAGGCGCCUGCAAGGUGAAGACGCACCAGAUCACGACGUAUCCCGGCCGCCGCCUGCCCCAUGUCUGGGUCAACACGCGGGUCCCCGGCAAACCAAUCUCCACCAUCGACCUCGCAGGACAUGGCCGUUUCUGCCUGCUGACCGGCCCGGGGGGGCAGGCCUGGAAGGAUGCCGCCCGAUCCGUCUCGGAGGCGCUGGGCGUGGAGAUGGCCAGUUACUCGAUCGGCUGGAAGCAGGAUUACGAGGAUAUCUACUUUGACUGGGCCAAGAAGCGAGAGGUAGCCGAGGACGGCUGCGUCCUGGUUCGCCCAGACAGGUUCGUCGCAUGGAGGUGUAACGGUAUGAUUGCAAACCCGGAAGAAAAGCUGCGGCUGGUUAUGAGAAGCGUUCUCGGCUUGGGCCACGUUAAUGGCCAGUAA
Thermothelomyces thermophilus ATCC 42464 is the source of this 1809-nucleotide messenger RNA. RefSeq lists its product as uncharacterized. Gene Ontology annotation, molecular function: FAD binding. The transcript is spliced from 5 exons. Lineage: Eukaryota; Fungi; Ascomycota; Sordariomycetes; Sordariales; Chaetomiaceae. The record is from RefSeq and is a predicted model, not a curated record. Bases 1 to 1809 code for a protein of 602 amino acids.